Messenger RNA from Triplophysa rosa, 2195 nucleotides. RefSeq names its product DnaJ (Hsp40) homolog, subfamily C, member 4 (gene dnajc4). The transcript has 7 exons. The coding region runs from base 652 to 1359 and encodes 235 amino acids. The record is from RefSeq and is a predicted model, not a curated record. NCBI's taxonomy places the organism in Eukaryota, Metazoa, Chordata, Actinopteri, Cypriniformes, Nemacheilidae.
UUUUAUGGUAUGGGUACGGUGUCAAUUUGGUCGUAGAUAGAAGUGGAAUUUCAACAUUUGUUGAAUGACCGCAUUAGCUGCAAGCUAACUAAAGUUGCUGUUUGUUUGAACUAACUCUGUUGACAACCUAGAGAGCGUUUUGUGCCCAAAGUUGCCGUCUAGAUAACCAUUUGCCUGGUGUUUAUGUCAUUUAAAUUAUUCAUUUUUUUAAUGCUCUGGUCAUUGAUUUACAUUAGAUUUGUUGUCUGGGUUUAUAAUGUUUAUGUGGUGGUAAGACAGGAAACAGGUGCACUGCACAGAACUUGUUUGUCUAGUGUUUUAACAAUCAUUUUAAAAUCCUGAAAAACAAUUCUGGGAUCAGGUGUGUGAAAACAGCUUCAUAAUGGGAUUGAAUAUUGAAGCUACACAUUACUACAUUUGGAUACAGUUAAUAGUUAUGAGAAUAACUAUUAAGGAACGUUGCAUUUUAAAGGGAGGUCUAAAUCUUGAUUUUAACAUUGUGUGUGUGUGUGUGUGCGUGCGUGUGUGUGUGUGUGUGUGUGUGUGUGUGUAAUAUCUUGUGUAAAUUCAGGGUUCAGAGGUGCUGACAGGUUGCAUUUCAAUGGGACCCUGCUGAGCGAUUCUCAUCUGUAUUAAGUCUGAAGGACCAUCAUGCUGUUGGAAGCUCAGCUGCGUUUCUGUCAGAAUUGUCUGUGGUUCUGUAAAGGUUCCCAGCGGCUGAUCUCACUAUCCGCUGUCCACAGGUCAUCAGCGAAUUACUAUGACCUUCUUGGAGUGAAACCGUACGCCUCGCUGGAUCAAAUAAAGAACGCCUUUUUCGACAAGUCCAAAAAGAUUCAUCCAGACAGUGACCUAUCUAAUGCUGGUCUUCACAGUCAGUUUGUUCAGCUGAAUGAGGCCUACAGGGUUCUGAGCAGAGAAGGUUCCAGACGGGAAUAUGACCUCAGGCUGAGGUACCAGUACGCCGGAGGUCAGGCCUUCAGAACCUCCACGUACAGCCCCAGUGCAGAGGCAUCAGAGAACAUACGAUAUUGGGAGCAGUUCAGACAGGCCCAGCCUCAGGAGAACUCGGCUGAGGAUUGGGAAAAAAAAAAGACACGGAACAUGCGAUUGGUGGGCUACUGCGUGCUCACCAUGUUGCUCAGUCUCUCUGUCCAUUACUUUGGGUUCAGGAAACUGGAAGAGUUCCAUAAUAACUUCAUGGAUGAGAAAGACAGAGUCAUCACUGAGAUCUACAACGAAUCCAAAGAGAGAGCCAGAGUGAACGGCUUUAAAAAACAGCAUGACAUUUUAAGACAGAAACACGCAGAGUUCCUGGAGAAGUUCAAGAUCCGCAGCAGCAGCGGAGACGAUAAGUAAAAUGAGGAAAACCAACCUGAUCCUGAUCCAUGGAUGAACAUUAAAUAUUAUUUUGAAUUCAUAGAUUUGAACAAAUUCUCUAAAAUGAAGCUGGAACCGUUCAUGCUUUCUCUUGUAAUGCGGUAACAUUUCGGAUCGUUCUUUCAGUCACCAUAUAGUCUGCACCGUGACAACGAAACAAACCUGGCUGAUUAUAGGUUUGUGUGGUUCUUCAUCGGGUGUUAAAAACAUGUACAUCUACUGUAUUGCCUGCAUUUACAGGCGACGUUGUACCUGCACCUAGAAGGGUGUUAUGGAAACAUUGCAUUCCUGAUAAAGUCGUUCAUGAAAACAGUGUACAUCGUGCACUCUGUUAAGCUCAGUGUGCGUGUUUGUGUGUGGGGGGUUCUCAUGCAAGUAUAUUUAACACAUGAACACUAUAGGGAAUCAUUUUUCACAUGCUGGUUAUUUUCCAACUAUUAAUCUAAUUUCGGCUAGAAAGUUAAUGGUGCUUUGUGAAUGAAUGUGUUUUGGAUAAUAGAUCACGUGCAUCUGUGUGGUACACGAGGAGUGUGCUAAACAGAACGAUUUUAAUAAAUGAUGAUCCUGGAUUAAGACUCCUGGAGAAUUUUGUGCACGGAUUCUCGAAAUGGAUUGUUAGAAUUUAUUCAAGCGGUUGCCUUAUUUAAAGAAUUCAGUAUUUUAGAGUAUUUUAGAGUUUAAUGGAUAUCCUGCAAUAAAGAGACAUUUUUUUAAAAAUUGUAAGGGAUCGUGUGUGAGAGCCUUAAUGUCUCUUUCUGUCAUUGUUUCUUGCAGUAAAGAGUAAUAAAAUGACCUCGGGAUCACAAUUUACACAA